UUCUGACUCCAAACCAAUCGCCUCAAGCCUCGAACAGAUUCUCAGCAGCAUUAUCGACUUCUGUUCCUUUCCACUACUUACCUCGCACUCUGCGUGUUCCGCUCUCCGUUUCAGGAGCUGUUACCAUUAGCCUCUGCCACUGUCAAGGGUUAAUUCGUAGGCGUUAGCAGACAUGGGAGACUCGUUAAGACCCAAGGGCUUUCGAGAGCUGGUUCAGAUAGUGACGAAGAGGUGUCGAGAUACGUGCACCCAGCAUGCUGCGGAGCUUUUAGGCGACGAAAAAAAGUCUCCGAACGUGAUACCAAAGGCAGCGCAAAUCGAGCUGAAGGAGCUCUCGUCUCGCCUCACCUCGGCCAUAGACUCCGUUGCUUCUGUCACCAAAGACCCAACCCUUCAGGAGACAGCCUCUCCUUCCUCUGAAAGCAAUCAGCUCUUAGAGGUGUCGAAUGCGCAGGCGGAGGCUCUUGAAGCAGAGAUAAAGGAGCUGGCUCUUAUAGUCAAGCAGCGACGGACGAAAGUCCUGGACAAGGUUCGCCAUAAGUUGGGGGUUAAGCUGGAACGUUUGAAGAAGGCACAGAAGAUACGAAAACCGUUGGGUGCUGUCUCUGCGAAAUACACUCAAGCGAGGAGCGAGAUUCAAUCGCGCAUGCAGGCCGUCCUGCAGCAAUGCGAGGAGACGAAGACGAAGAUGUCAGAGGCUGCUAAGAAGGCUGGUUCCAUGGCGUCCCGGUUACAUGACCUGAUGGCGUCAGCGAAGGCUGAAGCAGCGCGGAUUCCGUCAGCCACGGAGCGGGUGAUUGCAGGAGAGAUGGCUAAGGAGGUGGGGGGCAAGUAGCUGGUGAAUCUGACAGGAACAAGUGAAGAAAUGGGCAGGAAGGUAGGGUUGGGGGAGCGAUAUGUUUACUGACUGUACAGGUCGUAGCAGCUGGAAGCCGCACUUAGCAGGGCGCGCUUCCACGAGUUAGUUUAUUGUGGUGAUAGUAGAGGAUUGGCCUGGAGCUAAGCUCAAGUAGGUAGAAAGGAACUGAAUCAGUUCAACUGAUUCAUAGCCCAAUGAACACCAGCUCUUACGCUAGCAAGUUCUCCAGUUCAGGGGGAAUCUACAAUGGGGGCUCAUUA
Messenger RNA from Closterium sp. NIES-67, 1119 nucleotides. The record is from the annotation of a GenBank genome assembly. Lineage: Eukaryota; Viridiplantae; Streptophyta; Zygnematophyceae; Desmidiales; Closteriaceae.